Molecule: messenger RNA, 1702 nt
Organism: Python bivittatus (Burmese python)
Lineage: Eukaryota; Metazoa; Chordata; Lepidosauria; Squamata; Pythonidae
Source: RefSeq, a predicted model, not a curated record
CUAUAAAUGGAUAUAUGUACGGGAAUCAGAAAGGCCUUGAGAUGUGUCGUGGAGAGAUCGUUUCCUGGCAUUUGAUGGGCUUGGGAUCUGAAGUUGACAUUCAUGGAAUAUAUUUUUCAGGAAAUACUUUGGUGAUUAAAGGGACGAGGAAGGAUACAGUUAAUCUUUUCCCGCAUACCUCUGCCACAGCUGUUAUGAAGCCUGACUCAGAAGGUAUUUUUGAAGUGGCCUGCCUCACAACAGAUCAUUACACAGGUGGUAUGAGACAGACAUAUCAAGUAAAGAGGUGUGGUUCUUCAGCAAAAGAUGAGCAAUACACUCAUCAGAAGACCUACUACAUUGCAGCCAUAGAGCUCGAAUGGGACUAUUCCCCUAACAGGACAUGGGAGCAAGAGAGGCAUCAGUUCCAUGAUGAGAGUCCAGGAAAUCCAUUCUUAAACAAGGAAGAUAAAUUCAUUGGGUCAAAAUACAAGAAAGUGGUUUAUCGGGAAUAUACUGACCAAACAUUCAGCACCCUUAAAGAACGGAAUGAAGAGGAGGAGCAUUUGGCAAUCCUAGGUCCUCUGCUUCUUACAAAUGUUGGAGAUAGAAUUAGAAUUAUUUUCAAGAACAUGGCCUUUAGGCCUUAUUCUAUCCAUGCACAAGGAGUGAAAACUGAUUCUCCAGCUAUAACAGAAACAAGUCCAGGUGCAACACAGGAGUAUAUCUGGGAAAUCCCAAUGAGAUCUGGUCCUGAGGAAGGGGAUUCUGCUUGUAUUCCCUGGGCAUAUUAUUCCACUGUGGAUAGAGUUAAGGACAUCAAUAGUGGAUUAAUAGGGACACUUGUUGUCUGUCGCAAGGAAGUUAAUCGUGUAAUUCCAGAGUCCAAAAUUCUGCAGUUUGCUCUUCUUUUUAUGGUGAUUGAUGAAAAUGAAUCCUGGUACUUGGAUGAAAAUAUCAAGAUAUAUUCUGCCAAUCCAGGAGAUGUAAACAAGGAAGAUGAGGAAUUCAUUGAAAGCAAUAAAAUGCACGCCAUUAAUGGAAGAGUGUUUGGAAACUUGAAUGGUCUUACAAUGCAUAUUGGAGAUAAAGUAAACUGGUACUUGUUAGGAAUGGGGAAUGAAGUCGAUAUGCACACAGCACAUUUCCAUGGCCAUAGCUUCAAUUACAAGUACAAUAGAACUUUCCGGGGAGAUGUCUAUGAUCUUUUCCCUGGGACGUUUCAAACUGUUGAAAUGUCUCCAAAAUAUCCUGGGACCUGGCUACUGCAUUGCCAUGUGACUGACCACAUCCAUGCUGGCAUGGAAACGACUUACUCUGUGCUCCCAAAUCAAAGCAGUGACAUCAGACAAACGACAGUAUGAGCUUCAGCUGAAAUAUCAAAUUGGAAAAAUGAUUCUAUGGUGAUAAGAUGAGCUAUGCGAUUCCAAGUACUGACAGAUUUUUAAAAUCCCUGAUCAUGAUUAAAAUAAAACUAGUAGAAUGCUUUUGUAUGCAAUGUCUAUCUUAGUUAUGAUCGGUAGGGAUUUUAAUUUUCUAGAAAGGCCUAUUCUAUUUCUAAUUUCACAACUUUUCUGUUAGCUUUCUAGCUCAAUUAGUUUUCUGUUAAAAAAAAUUAAACUAGCCUUGAAGAUUCUUCAGAUGUUAAUAUAAAUAUGACAAAAUGAGGUCUGAGUCGUAUUAUAACUGCAGAGAUGGGAGAAAUUAAAGGCAGAUAAUGUAA